Bacidia gigantensis is the source of this 1476-nucleotide messenger RNA. RefSeq lists its product as uncharacterized. The coding region runs from base 1 to 1476 and encodes 491 amino acids. Gene Ontology annotation, cellular component: membrane. Gene Ontology annotation, biological process: transmembrane transport. The record is from RefSeq and is a predicted model, not a curated record. Lineage: Eukaryota; Fungi; Ascomycota; Lecanoromycetes; Lecanorales; Ramalinaceae. Gene Ontology annotation, molecular function: transmembrane transporter activity. The transcript has a single exon.
AUGUCGUCCAGUAUCGGUGCCUUGGUGGAUUUCCAGCGCUGCAAACCGAUCACUGACCCACCAGUUGCACUAUCGAAAGAUACUUUCGCUCUUCCAGACCUGCCAACGGCAUUCGAGCUCGACGAGAUCAACAGUCAUCAGCUUCUCAAUGGAACUUCUAUCCCAGCCACGCCUACCGGCGCAUAUACGCCUUCAACACCGAGCGAACUAGAGGAGAGCGGCCCUCUUUCGCCUGACCAAGAUGAAGCUACUGAGGCACUACAGACGCUUUCUUCGCCUCCCAUAAAUAAAUAUCGUGUACUGGCUGCUUGUCUCAUGAACUUUGGCAACGGUCUCAAUGACUCUGCACCAGGAGCUCUGAUUCCUUACAUGGAGAAGGACUACCAUAUCGGCUACGCAAUCGUCUCGCUGAUCUUCGUUGCAAAUGCGAUCGGCUUUUUGUCUGCUGCUCCAUUGACUCACGCUCUGCAGAGCCGCAUCGGGCGCGGAAAGACCUAUGCAAUCUCUCUAAGCAUCUUUUCUACGGGUUUCAUCAUGCUGGUCUGCCAUCCGCCAUUUCCGGUGGUGGUGCUCUCUUUCUUCUUCUUGGGUCUAGGUAUGGCAAUCAAUUUGGCCUUGAGCAAUGUCUUUUGUGCCAACCUAGCCAAGGGAACGACCAUCCUUGGGUUCAUGCACGGUUCAUACGGCAUUGGCGGCACCAUAGGUCCACUCAUGGCCACAGGACUAGUGACCCACGGCAGGUCGUGGUCCACAUUCUACUACAUCAUGCUUGCUGUGGGCCUCAUGAACCUUGCUAUAGCUUUCUUCUCAUUUCGGACAUACGAGAUUGAUUCACCAGUGAGCCAUUCUCUACAACCUACCCAAAGCAACCCUACAGGUACAACGUCCAAAUCGGCCUUACUCUGGCAAGCCGUGCACAAUAGGACCACGAUUUUAGGUGCAUUAUUCAUCUUUGCAUAUCAAGGGGCCGAGGUCAGCAUCUCUGGAUGGGUCAUCUCAUUCCUGAUCUCCUAUCGUCACUCUUCACCUUCUCGGGUCGGUUACGUGACAUCUGGAUUUUGGGGCGGUAUUACCCUUGGAAGGUUUCUUCUUUCACCUUGGGCGCACAAAAUCGGGGAGAAAGCCUCGACGUUCUUUCUCAUUGGGGGGGCUGCUGCCUUUCAGCUGCUUGUCUGGCUUGUUCCGAACGUGAUCGGCGAAGCUGUCGCAGUGUCAAUUGUUGGCUUGUUGCUGGGACCAGUGUACCCAUGUGCCACGGCUGUUUUUAGUAGACUUAUUCCGCGCAGACUGCAAAUGAGCAGUCUUGCUUUUGUGUCGGCGCUGGGAAGCAGUGGUGGAGCGGUGGCGCCAUUUUUUACAGGUUUACUGGCUCAGUCUUCAGGGACGUGGGUGCUACAUCCAAUCUGCAUUGGUUUAUUUUUGACCAUGUUAUUCAUGUGGCUGGCAUUGCCUCGCCAGAGUAAAAGAAGAGAUUGA